Molecule: messenger RNA, 805 nt
Organism: Ostrinia furnacalis (Asian corn borer)
Lineage: Eukaryota; Metazoa; Arthropoda; Insecta; Lepidoptera; Crambidae
Exons: 6
Coding region: 1-789 (262 amino acids)
Biological process (GO): positive regulation of neuron differentiation; negative regulation of Notch signaling pathway
Cellular component (GO): nucleus
Molecular function (GO): transcription corepressor activity; DNA binding
Source: RefSeq, a predicted model, not a curated record
AUGAGUCCACCAAUCAAGCGGCCGUCUAGCGAAAUGGCAGUCGAGGGCAGUCAAGGUGACGACGUAUCUAAACGAGUAGAACCCGCGGCCUAUAAAGGUCAUUUAUGGAACGUAAGGCAGACAAACAUUUCUUAUGUUAGUCUGCCUCCAAAAAAAAGACUUAAGUUUUUGACACAACCGUCUGCGUCCAGACACUGGACAGAGAAAAAGUUAAGGUUUCCGAAGGCAGUAGGAAGCUUUGAUUAUGAUCUCACAGACGACGAGAAUGAACCUCUACCUGACCCUGUGGAUCCACAACCCAGCGAGAGUGUAGACGAGAAUGAACCUCCAGUUGACCCUGUGGAUCCACAGUCGAGCGAGAGUGUCAGCGAUAAGGAAAACAUCGAAUUAUCCGACACCACAGAAUCUGAGUCGGAAGAUGAGGAUCUCGAACAGGAAAUGGCAAGAAGAAAGACUAAACCUGAUAUGAUGGCGAUCGGUGAUGGUCACGUGUACGUGCCGAAGUGCGUCUUCAAAUGCGUCGACUGGACCUCACACACUAUUGCUACGAGAAAGUUGUUGUUGGCAGUUUUCCCGCGAAGAACGUUGGGAACUAGUUCGCUGACAGGCAAGCGUUCCCCGGCUUUCCCUCACCUGGCGCCGAAGAAAAAAUUGCCCGCCAAGAUGGUCUCCGAUAUCAUACAGACCGUGGCGGAGCGAUGUCGUGUAUCGACAGGCCUAGUGCGCACCGCCAUCACAAGCAAGUGCGCAGACGAAGGGAAAUUGCUAAGAGAGAGCCGGAGAAACUAAUUUUCCGACUUCUAAG